Molecule: messenger RNA, 894 nt
Organism: Dibothriocephalus latus
Lineage: Eukaryota; Metazoa; Platyhelminthes; Cestoda; Diphyllobothriidea; Diphyllobothriidae
Source: the annotation of a GenBank genome assembly
ACUCCCCCCAGGCCGACCUCAACUACGGAGGUGGUAGAAAACAGCGCUACCGGCAGCGUCCGGGCGGGUCUGCAGUCGGUUCUGGCGACCGUAAACAAGCUUCGGUCCAAUUUGGAGGAAUGGUCACCAGACACGGGACUUUUCAAAAGUGGCGCGACAGAACUGGUCAGGCGUAUUCGUUGCGGUACGCGGGCUGCUAUAGUGAAAACUACAAACCAGCGGAAGCAGUCGACUAGUUCGGCAGCGGGUGGUGCCUACAGCCGCGCGGAUGAGGAGGACUACAAAGUUGAUCGUGACAGGUGUGUUGAGGCCUGCACGAGGACAAUCGAAGGAGGCAAGGCCACAUUGAGCGAGCUAGCCGUCAUGCUUGAGCACAUGAUUAGGGCACUCGAUGACUCGGCAACUGGGGAGUCCCCUUCAAUGCAGGUGACUCUUGCAAUGCGUCGCCUCCGGGAGACCGUCUACGAGAUUGUGGAGGGUGCGAAGCAGAUGCCCGGUGGCAGCCAAUCCGUCGAUUCACCUACUUCUUCGCCUAAAGCCUCCGCAUGGAAACCGGCUCUACCAGCCCGUCCGGCCUCACGGGUCACAGCUCCGGCCGCUGCUGCGACCAACCAGACGACGGAUACCAACCUACUCUCAACCCGUUCGCAACUAGCUGAGAGUAUCGCCAAAGCAGAAGAAAUCGCCACGGAUGUGGGCGACGCGGCCGGCACACAGGAGUUGAGGGGUUUCACAAGUGAAAUUGAGAACUCUGUACAGAAACUGGUGCAGCUGCAAUCCAGAGCCUCAAUGCGAGGUGCUGUCUUAUUUGAUCUAUUUGACACGGAAUAUGAGUGGAAAUUGCAGGUCAGAGUCCUCACGGCCAGUCCUCGCAUAAGAUCGGACGAUCAGUAG